AGUGGUAUAGCAUGAUCCAGGUCGGCUAUCCACAGAAUUUGUCGGUAGCCUACCUUAUCUUCGACGCAAUUCAUGCUGAUGAUCAAUCUCCCGUAUAGCAUGGUAAUGUACGACACAGGAUCGAUAGACCCAGUUUUACCGGUGAGGAACUGUGUGGACUGCGGUAGUAAUACCCUCUUUCAAACCGCAAAAUUUCGAACCUUCUUCCGGCAGCUCGAUGUGAAACCCGUGGGAGGUUACAGCACUGGUGCCACGGCGGUGUCCUUGCGCAAGUCAGAAGCUGUCAGUUGCACGGUAAACUGUGAGACCGCCCGUCUAGCAGAGCUCACCUCGUCGGAGCAUUAUAUCAUUUGCAUUAUCCACUUCCCAGAGGUGUUCCGAAUUACACCCAUGGACAACAUAAUGGGGAUGAAAGUUGGCCACUCACGGUCUGCGGUUGACGGGGUUCCUACAUUCUGGUCAUAG
Molecule: messenger RNA, 465 nt
Organism: Aspergillus neoniger CBS 115656
Lineage: Eukaryota; Fungi; Ascomycota; Eurotiomycetes; Eurotiales; Aspergillaceae
Exons: 1
Coding region: 73-465 (130 amino acids)
Source: RefSeq, a predicted model, not a curated record